Protopterus annectens (West African lungfish) is the source of this 2469-nucleotide messenger RNA. RefSeq names its product glucosaminyl (N-acetyl) transferase 2 (I blood group) (gene GCNT2). Gene Ontology annotation, molecular function: acetylglucosaminyltransferase activity. NCBI's taxonomy places the organism in Eukaryota, Metazoa, Chordata, Ceratodontiformes, Protopteridae. Gene Ontology annotation, cellular component: membrane. The transcript is spliced from 3 exons. The coding region runs from base 215 to 1432 and encodes 405 amino acids. Gene Ontology annotation, biological process: transforming growth factor beta receptor signaling pathway. The record is from RefSeq and is a predicted model, not a curated record.
AGCACUGUCUAGCUUCUUUCAUAUGCAAAACACUUGUCUGAAGCAGUGAUCAAACAGCAAAUACUGCUAUCAGAAAUUGCUAGCAAGCAGCAUGACACCAGGUUCUACUUCUUACCAUUUCUUUGUCUUUUUCUCUGACAGGCAUGAAUGUAAAAGGAAACCCUUGUAGAGGAGGAAAUGUUGCAGCAUAAAACAUUCUGGAUGUUCAGUGACGAUGGCCAGGAGGAAAGAGCUGAAUUAUUUUAUUCUGAUUACUAUGCUUUUCAGUCUCACAGUCUUGUUUGUAUUCCACAAAAGGGAAUUUAGUCAUAAAAAGGUCUUAAGUUGGAAGUACCAGACUGCAGAUGCACAAAUCUUAACAAAAGCUUGCAGGGCACUUGUAAACAACAGCCGUUCAGUUUUUCUAUGGAAGAACACACUGGCUAUGUCACCUAUGAAUUCGUCUUGUGAGGACUAUAUCAACAAAAAUCACUAUAUCACAAAACCUUUGUCUGAAGAGGAAGCAGAAUUCCCAAUUGCAUAUAUAAUGACUCUUCACAAAGAAUUUGAGACGUUUGAAAGGGUUUUGAGAACAGUAUAUGCACCACAGAAUGUGUAUUGUAUUCACAUUGAUGCCAAGGCAACUAAUGAUUAUGUGAGAGCUGUACAGAAACUAGAGAAAUGCUUUCCCAACGUUUUCAUUGCCUCUAGAAUGGAGCCAGUAAUUUAUGCCGGCAUAUCUAGGCUUCAGGCUGAUUUGCACUGCAUGAAAGAUUUAAUGACACCACAGUGGCAGUGGAAGUACGCUAUCAAUAUGUGUGGACAGGAUUUUCCUAUGAAAACAAAUAAAGAAAUAGUGCACCAUUUAAAACAAUUCAAAGGAAAAAAUAUUACCCCUGGUACUAAACCACCCCAACAUGCAGUACACAGGACUAAAUACAGCUACAGAGAAUACAUGGAUAACAACCACGCCUUUGUACAUGGCACUAAAAAACUCAAAAAGCCACCUCCACAUAAUAUAACUAUUUUCUUUGGAUCGGCCUAUUAUGCUGUCAGCAGGGGAUUUGGUCACUUUGUUCUUACAGAUAAAAGAGCUAUUGACCUUCUGGGGUGGUCCUGGGACACUUACAGUCCAGAUGAGCAUUACUGGGUCACACUGAACAGACUGUCAGAUGCCCCCGGGGCAAUGCCAGAUGCAACAUGGGAAGGAGACCUAAGGUGCAUAAAGUGGCUUGAUCAAUUUGGAGAAAAAGGCUGUCAUGGUCACUAUGUGAGAGACAUCUGUAUAUAUGGACAAGGGGACCUGCCAUGGUUGCUUCAGAAUACAUGUGUUUUUGCAAAUAAAUUUGAGUUGCAUUCCUAUCCUCCAACACUGGAAUGCCUUGAACUUAUCUUAAGAGAGAGAACACUAAGCCAGAGUGAGACAGAAAUAGAUCCAAGCUGGUAUUUGUGAGAGAUUUUUAACUGUUGUCUUUUUCAAAGCAUGAAAGAAACCGGAAGAAAAAAAAAUAGUUUCCUAUGGACAGUAAUCCUCUGUGGGCUCUUGCACUGAAGAUAAACAUUUUCUCUACCAUUAUGACAUUUAAAGUUAUGACUCUGUGUUUUUACAACACAUUUACUUGUCUCUCAUAAUUAUACUCUAAAGAAAAUUUUACAUAACUGGAAACCUGGAGUAUUCUUCACUACAUUUAUGUUUAUUGCAGGUGUGUGUGUUUCAGUUAAAGAAUAAUUUGUUGUUGUAAAGGAUUUAAAGCUGCAGCCAAGUUAGACUAUAGAGAUAUAGUCUUCUUGAAUCCAGUACAUGAGAUUUAACACAAAAUGUGUACUUUUGGACUACUAUACAGGGUUCUUUGAUAUUUUUUCGGAAAGACAUUGCUUCUUUAUUCAGCAAUAGAUUUUCAGGGCAAUUAUAGCUUUUUUAGAAAGAAAAAAAUUGGACAGAUUGGAAAAUGCUGGUUAAUGGGGCAAGAUCCAGAAAAGAGUGACAAGACAGUAAUUUAGCAUCAGAGAGGUUACCCAGAAGGUGGAGUGUUGCCUUACACAUUACUUUCUGUAUGUUAGUUGUACUGGAAACAACAGUAAGGGUAAAAUGCAAGCUUUGUGGCUAAUGAAUGCUAAGCAAGACAGAGGGUUCGAUAGCAACAUUUGCAGAAACUAUAGUAGUACUAAUUUAGAGUUUUGCAGCUUGGCUUUAAUACUGAGCGAUGCAAAGCUAUGUAUGCUAAUUUCAAGAUAAGGAAAACAAAACACAGCUUAGGUGAUAUCCUGAUAUUUGUGAUUGAGAAAAAGAAACAAUUGGGAGUAUUUGAUGCAACUUAGGAUAUCACAAAGAGCUAUGUGUUAGCUCCAAGGGGCAAAGGGAUAAAGCCCUGACUGUAAGCCGAGCAACCCAGGAUCCACUAAUGACAGAAGCAUGGCAGGCGCACCUCUCAAUUUCUUAGCACAAGAAAUCUGGCAAAAUCAAAAAUAAUAGGGAGAAAAAGCCCUAAA